AUGUUAGGUAAUGCUCCUCCUGCCGGUGCUGCUACUGCCAUUGUUGCCGUAGUUGUCACAAGCUACCUCUUGUGGGGUCAAGGCUUGUCUCCUUCUGUCACGGGCUUGGCUUGCGCCGAUGGCGCCGACAUCGGCUCCCACCGAUCCCAGGUUGCUGGGCAGCUGCAGGGCUAUGUAUUGAUUUGGACCGAGGAUGGACACGGAAAGUUUCGGGCGACCCUGGCGGCCGAUGGGCAAAGCUUUAGCGGUACAGCUCAGUUGGAUGCCGCCAUCAGCCUCGAAUUUCAAGCUUUGCGCCUGCCGGAGCAGCAGGGAGAAGGUGACCAUGAGUAUGUCUUCAGCCACGAGGGGGAGUCCCUGCGGUGUUCUAAGCAACUCUUGGAGGAGCACGUUCCCAAGCUUCUGCAGAUGGUGUCCACUGCUGGUCCCAUUUCUUCCAGCGACUUGCUAAAGAGUUGUCCACUGGAAGCAGCGGUUCACAAUAGGCUUCUACCCCUGCUUCGCGCCCUGGGACAUCCGCAGGGUCACGUCACAGUGCAGAACGCAGUGCACAUCUUGAGCUUGGCGGAUUGGCUGGGCUGUGCUGAUGCAACUCUCCAGGCGCUGGCUGGUGCAGUGUCGACCUCUCUGGUGCCAGACAUGUUGAGGGCAGCAGGAAGCGAGGCACCAAGUGUGGAAUUGGUACUUCAGCGAAACCUCUUAAUCCACGAUACUGAGGCCAUUGAGGCUCUGGUCAAGGACGAGCAGAGCUGGACGGAACUUUGUGGGCCCGCUGUCCUGCGAUGCUUGCGGCGUUUGGGCCAGACAGAUCCUGAAGGUUUGAGGCUGAGCCGUGCUGGUUCUGCAGCCAUUGCCUUGGGUCUUCCCUUGAAGGAGGUUCACACUGCCAUGCCAUCGCGACUGCGCUUUGGUCCCGGUGCCAAGAACCUCUUCCUGGACCUGCACAAACGAGGUAUUGGUCCAGAAGGCGCUGCCAGGCUGGAGUUUCCCAGCAGUCUCAGGGACUUAGACUUGGACCUGACACGUUGCAACAUCCGUGCGGUGGGCGCCGCAGCCCUCCGUUUCCCAUCAGGGCUGCAGAGGUUACGACUCAUCCUGCACAAGUGCGAUAUUGGCCCGGAGGGCGCCAAGGCCUUGUCAUUGCCUUCAUCGCUGGAACGUUUGGAGAUGGAUCUGUCGCACUGCCUGAUUGGCCCCAUCGGUGCUACGCAUUUGCAGUUGCCCCGGGGUCUUGUGGAGUUGGACCUGGUUCUCUUGCGCUGUGGCAUCGGGGCCAAAGGAGCCAAGGCCUUGAGUUUGCCUGAUGGCCUUCAGACACUACGAUUGGACCUGGCAAAAUGUGAACUUGGAGUCGACGGCUUGAAAGGCUUAAAGCUUCCGCCACGGCUCACCUCCUUGAACUUGGAUCUCACGAUGAAUGCUCUGGGCUUGGAUGCCAUCAAGGCCUUUCUGUUGGCCUUGCCCAAAUCCUUGGAGGCUUUGGAGAUGACACUCACAGGCUGCAAGAUCCCUGCUGCACAGAUCUCGCAACUGCAGCAGGUGGCUCGGCGGCGGACCAACGUGACCAGUCCAACCUUUGUGACAUGA
Molecule: messenger RNA, 1587 nt
Organism: Cladocopium goreaui
Lineage: Eukaryota; Dinophyceae; Suessiales; Symbiodiniaceae
Source: the annotation of a GenBank genome assembly